CUCUUUCACUAGAAGGAAGUAGAGAAAUACCGGGGCAGAAGUGGGGGCUGUUAUUGGAGUACUGUUCGGGUAGCGUGGUCAUGUUUCUCCAGUAUUACUUGAACGAAGAGGGAGAUCGGGUGUACACGCUGAAGAAAUUUGACCCGAUGGGGCAGCAGACUUGCUCAGCUCAUCCUGCUCGGUUCUCUCCAGACGACAAAUACUCCCGACACCGAAUCACCAUCAAGAAGCGCUUCAAGGUGCUCAUGACCCAGCAGCCGCGCCCCGUCCUCUGAGGUUCCUUCUGUCUCCUGUCUCGCUUGCCUGCUGCUGCCCUUCGGAGACACCGUAACCAGACGUCAAUCAGUGAGCCCGGAAGACCUUCUUACCAACCAGGGUUUUUUGGGAUCUAGUGUCUUUAUUGCCUUUCAUAACGCUUUUGUGAGGCAUCCUAUGAUGGUGGCAUCCCCAUUAAAGGAAACAAGUUUGACUUCAUAUUUUGAAUUAUUGUCAGGUUAUUAAAGAUAAAAUAACUCAAAA
Cavia porcellus (domestic guinea pig) is the source of this 519-nucleotide messenger RNA. RefSeq names its product NOP10 ribonucleoprotein (gene Nop10). Bases 81 to 275 code for a protein of 64 amino acids. The record is from RefSeq and is a predicted model, not a curated record. Gene Ontology annotation, cellular component: box H/ACA snoRNP complex. Gene Ontology annotation, molecular function: snoRNA binding; telomerase RNA binding. The transcript has 2 exons. Gene Ontology annotation, biological process: snRNA pseudouridine synthesis; ribosome biogenesis; rRNA pseudouridine synthesis. NCBI's taxonomy places the organism in Eukaryota, Metazoa, Chordata, Mammalia, Rodentia, Caviidae.